This is a messenger RNA of Mastomys coucha (southern multimammate mouse), 2470 nucleotides long. It is a transcript of the gene Slc25a44, whose product is annotated as solute carrier family 25 member 44. Gene Ontology annotation, biological process: branched-chain amino acid catabolic process; transmembrane transport. Gene Ontology annotation, cellular component: mitochondrion. The coding region runs from base 393 to 1406 and encodes 337 amino acids. The record is from RefSeq and is a predicted model, not a curated record. NCBI's taxonomy places the organism in Eukaryota, Metazoa, Chordata, Mammalia, Rodentia, Muridae. Gene Ontology annotation, molecular function: branched-chain amino acid transmembrane transporter activity. The transcript has 4 exons.
GCUGCUUCACAGUGGGAGGGAAUGACAGCAUCCCAGUUUCCGGUUCCGGCAGUACCGGGAUCCCUGUCGAGAUGGAGGAAGAUGCGAACCGAGUCUGGCUGUUGCUGGGACUGGAGGGUAGUGCGGGGGCUGCGGUCUAGAAGUCCCAGUCUCAGACGCGGCUUAAGCGCCGGGGUCUGAGAAGGUAAGCGACCACGGUGCUUGGGUGCCUUGAAGGAUCAGAGGUACCUAAGGAUCAGAGGUACCUAAGGAGGCGAGGAGGCAGCGGAUAUCUGCUCUGCGGGGCUGGCAUCGCCAUGGGAGGCCGCUCUGCAGUUUUGGCAACGAAAGGCAAGUCCCCCGAGGCAUCUCGGCCUGGCAGAGGAGCAUGAGAGACUGACAGCUAGAGAAGCAUGGCGAGGGGCAUGUCCGAGGACUCUGAAUUGGCCGUGCAAGAGCCAGACAGAAGGUCUUUGGGCACAAUGGAGAACAAGCGGAACAUCCAGAUCAUCGAGUGGGAGCACCUGGACAAGAAGAAGUUCUAUGUGUUUGGUGUAGCUAUGACAAUGAUGAUCAGGGUCAGCGUGUACCCGUUCACCCUCAUCCGCACCCGCCUGCAGGUCCAGAAGGGCAAGAGCCUCUACCACGGGACCUUCGAUGCCUUUGUCAAGAUCCUGCGAGCCGAUGGAGUGGCCGGCCUCUACCGGGGGUUCCUGGUCAACACCUUCACACUCAUUUCUGGCCAGUGCUAUGUCACCACUUACGAGCUCACCCGGAAGUUUGUAGCUGACUACAGCCAGAGUAACACAGUCAAGUCACUGGUAGCCGGUGGCUCGGCCUCCCUCGUGGCCCAGAGCAUCACGGUGCCCAUCGAUGUCGUCUCCCAGCAUCUGAUGAUGCAGCGCAAGGGUGAGAAAAUGGGUCGCUUCCAAGUGCGCGGGAACCUGGAGGGGCAAGGACUGAUUGCCUUUGGCCAAACUAAGGACAUCAUCAGGCAGAUCCUGCGGGCUGAUGGCCUUCGAGGUUUCUACCGAGGCUAUGUGGCCUCACUGCUGACGUAUAUCCCAAACAGUGCUGUAUGGUGGCCCUUCUACCACUUCUAUGCAGAGCAGCUGUCUCGCCUGUGCCCUCAGGAGUGCCCUCACAUUGUCUUUCAAGCCAUCUCUGGGCCCCUGGCUGCAGCCACUGCCUCCAUCCUCACCAAUCCCAUGGAUGUCAUCAGAACCCGUGUGCAGGUUGAAGGCAAGAGCUCCAUCAUCCUGACCUUCAGACAGCUGAUGGCAGAAGAGGGGCCUUGGGGCCUCAUGAAGGGCCUCUCAGCCAGAAUCAUCUCAGCUACCCCCUCCACCAUCGUCAUCGUGGUGGGCUACGAGAGCCUCAAGAAACUCAGCCUGCGACCGGAGCUGGUGGACUCGAGACACUGGUAGCGAGCAGUGGAUGGAGAGGCUGUAGUUUCACACAUCAUUCUGGGCCAGGGCAGAGCAGGGAGGGUAUAACCACACCUGUGAAUGCCACCACCACACACCCAUCCUGCUCCAGCUUGCCUGUCAGGAACAAUCGAGGAGACUUUGGACUGCUCGUUCUGCAGAGGUUCUGUGCCUGGCUUCCCUGAUCCCCAUAAUUUUAUUUCAUGGCCUGAAGAUCAACCGCCACAGGGACCCCAUCAGCCCCUUACUGGUGCCCCUCUCUGUCCUUGCCUCAGGCCUGGAGAAGAGCUGCUCAUAGUUUGCUUGUCCCCUGCUUCUUCCUCUUAGGCCAAGGCUCUAAGUAACUGCCAGUGAUUUAUUUUUUUUAUGCCUGCUUACUUUAAACUUGGGACUUGAGUUGUUCACUGGACUACUCUGCUUUGCCCUGCCUUUUGAGGACAAAUCGGAGCAGCACACACUCUGCAAGGCGUUCAUCUUCUCUAGGUGUUACUAGGAGGGACAAAUGCUAAGGCUUUACAUGUGUGUAGUUGAACAUCUGUGAAUGAGCCAACUAAUCCAGAUAGCUUGGUUUGCUGUUAGACCCCACUCCUUGGAAAAGUGGAAAACUGUGACACCAAUCUCAAUUCUUUUAUCCCUUUUUUGUCCCUUCAGGCCUGGGAACCUACAGAUAGGAUGAGCUGUUGGCCUUUAUUGGCCCAGGUGACUACAGUAGAGAGCACCAUUGUAAGUGGAUCAGACUUACUGGAGAACAUUGCCCUGAAGCCAGGUUGAGAGAGCCACUGGCUUGGAACUUAAUGAGAGGAUGUGUGUUCCUCACUCUUACCUCCUCAGGCCAGCUGAGCCAAGCCGGGAGGUUCUGAGCCCAAGGCAGCAAUGCCACAGGCAUACCUGUCACUCUGAUAAAUAGCAACAGGUAUCUCACAGUGGGACUCUGGAAUAUGAACUAUCCUUGUUUUUCUUGUCCUUGGUUGUGAAGUGUCAUCCCAGUCAUGGUACCCUGUGCUGGCAACAGAAAAAAAAAAAAGUCAGGAAGGCACCCAAGGCCAGGUCCACCUGGUUACCAG